Molecule: messenger RNA, 1501 nt
Organism: Podarcis raffonei (Aeolian wall lizard)
Lineage: Eukaryota; Metazoa; Chordata; Lepidosauria; Squamata; Lacertidae
Gene: GARIN2
Product: golgi associated RAB2 interactor family member 2
Exons: 8
Coding region: 384-1292 (302 amino acids)
Cellular component (GO): nucleus
Source: RefSeq, a predicted model, not a curated record
GUAUUAUUACCUCAGAACCGUCUGGGACAGGGGAGGUUGGUUUAUUUUUCAAACCUUUGUUACUUGUACACUAUUUGCUCCUGACCAGGUCAAGGAGGACCUUUUGAGGACAGAGGUCAUCGUCCAGUUGAUGUCAUGAAAGACUAAAAGGAGCUUGGCAUUUCUGGGGAGAAACCAUGGAAUGCCAAUGCAACUUGCCAAAUUUACAACUCUAAUUUUAUCAGCCAACCAAUCCUCAGCAAUCUUCUGCAUUAAGAAAACUAGAUUUUUGUUAAGAGUGAAAGCAAGUCCAGCACCCUACACAAGCAACUAUACAGGCGUAAAAGCAACUGGAGUUUAAGAAGCCCACUAAACACACCAAAUCUGCAUUUCACAUUCCUAUUAUGGGAGAUCUUAAAAAAAUUCUUGAAAGAGGAGAAUAUAUUCCCUUGAGAUCUGCUCCUGUGUUUGAAAGCAAUUUUGUUCAGGUGAAUAGAAGGGGUGAAUCAAUUUACCUUCACAAUCGCCCCAACUAUGUGACCAUGGGCAUUUGUGCCUCCAGCUCAAGCCAGUCAUUGCCAAAUGUAAUGGUGCUUGCACAUGCAGCUUCUUCGUCCUCCCAGGAAGCCAUUUCAGCACGCCCAGCAAGUAGAAGGCAAUCAAAUUCUGAAGAUGAACUAGUGCUCACCAGGUUCUUACCCUUGAAGUUUGUAGACGUUACUGUUCACAAUGCUAAGAAAAGACGCAUCAAACUGAAGCUGGUGAGUGGCCGUGCCUACUACCUAGAACUCUGUGAGCCACUACAGAAACAGCCCCAGCUCUUCCGACAGUGGGUGCGGCUCAUCAGUCUACUGAAAUCUAAAUAUAAAACUUCUUCAGUCAAUACCCUAUAUAAAGAUUUUAAGACUCAGGAGGAAAACAGAGCCACAACAAGCAAGGCACUACAAGGAUACAAUCAAGCAGAAACUCCCACAAAACCACAAACCAGCGAAGAGCCAAUAAUAAAACCAGAAAUAAUCAAGAAAAUGCCUUCGAAACGAGUCACCAUUUCUGAUAUAGUAGGUCCUAUUGAAGAAUUUCCUAAGAGCCAUAGCCAGGCCACAGUUUCUUCUGACAGCUGUAUGAAAAAUCCCAGUGCUGCAAACUCAGAAAAACUGAAGUAUAGUCAAGAAUUAAUGAAGAGGACUAUCUCAAGGAGUAAAUCUAGGGGACAAGAUUUUUUUUCUAUUACGGGGAAAAGACUGCAGACUGCAGCUGUUUCUAGUAUAACUGCCCCACUUCUUAUUAACCUUUCUUUCCCCCUUCUGUUCUAGGGAUCCUAAAGAAUGUCAGUAAGCCAAGGUAGUUUUUUACUACUAGCAUUAAAAACGGACCUCUGUACAUCUGAUAUGAAAAGGAAGCAAACGAACUGAAGACACUGAGCAAAAGAAGAGAACAACAUGUUCAGAUGGGGAUUAGAAAUCUAGAAACUGUAGAAUUGUUCCAUUCUAAUAUAAUAAAAAUAAACAUGGUUAAAACAGUA